Messenger RNA from Apis dorsata (giant honeybee), 3205 nucleotides. Its product is annotated as glutamate receptor ionotropic, kainate 2-like. Gene Ontology annotation, biological process: monoatomic ion transport; synaptic transmission, glutamatergic; modulation of chemical synaptic transmission. The transcript has 16 exons. The coding region runs from base 280 to 3063 and encodes 927 amino acids. Gene Ontology annotation, cellular component: postsynaptic membrane; plasma membrane. NCBI's taxonomy places the organism in Eukaryota, Metazoa, Arthropoda, Insecta, Hymenoptera, Apidae. Gene Ontology annotation, molecular function: transmitter-gated monoatomic ion channel activity involved in regulation of postsynaptic membrane potential; glutamate-gated receptor activity. The record is from RefSeq and is a predicted model, not a curated record.
ACGCUAAAUUUAAAUCAGUUCGUGGCGGGGCUAGCGAACACAGCGAUACUCCGCGCCGCGUUCUCAUCGAUUUCGACGCUCUUCACGGUGUCUUCGGCUGAUUCGAGAAACUUCUGCUGGCAAGAAUCGCUGGACCACGCUUCGUGCCGAUAUCCCCGGCUGUUUUCCCUUUGUUGCUGCUUCGAUUUCGAUGGUUCAUCGCCGACUCGAGAGAUGGUAGAAUGAAAGGGUGCGCGUGUUCCUCGUUGCGCGAAUCGCUGCAAGUAAUUAGGUUACGCUAUGGCUCUUAAAAUGGACGUGAGGCUGUUCGCAUCUGUCGUCGUCGUCCUGAAUUUAUUCAUAAUCGUUCCUCGCAGUUGCGGUGCAUUGCGUACAAUUAAGAUCGGUGCGAUCUUUCAUGCGGGGGACGAAGAGUACAUGAAUGCGUUUAAAAAGGCGGUGAUCGAGACGAGAUCGGAACACAUCGCACCCUCGUUCAAGGUGGAAACUAGUAUAAAGCAAGUAGAGGUUAACACUGACAGCUUCAAAACUGCCGCCGCUGCUUGCAAACUUUUGGAGGAGGGUGUAGCGGCGAUCUUUGGACCUUCGAGCCCCUACACUUAUGGGAUCGUAGCUAGCAUCGCGGCCAAGUUCGAUGUGCCUCACAUCGACUAUUUCUGGAGACAAAAUGAAGAGCUUCAAGCGAAUCAAGAGCUGAAAAAUCCAAAACCGAUGACUAUCAACUUCUUUCCCGACAGCAAGAUGGUCAGUCAGGCGAUCGCCGACGUGGUCGAAUCCAUGAAGUGGACCACUUUCGCGGCCGUCUACCAAAACAACGACGGCCUGUCGCGGAUUCAAAAGGCUCUGUCUCUGAGACGAAAGAAGGACACUGCGGUGACGAUAAGAAGGUUGGGGGAAGGGCCGGAUUUUCGUCCGAUACUGAAGGAGAUUCGUGCCAUGUCGAUCUGCAACGUGAUCAUCGACGUCGAGCCGAGGAACAUCAUCGAUGUGCUCUAUCAGGCGAAGGAGGUCAAGCUGUUGGCGGAGUACUGUAAUUUCUUAAUUACUUACCUGGAUUCGGCAAAAUUGUCCCUGUGGGAGGUGCAGGAAGAAUCAACGAUCAAUAUUACUGGACUGAAUUUGCGAAACGAGAAAGGAAACGAGGUGGAAGGAAUUAAUUGGGUGGAAUCGGCCAUUUUAUAUGAUUCCGUCUUCCUGGUGUAUAACGCGCUGGAAACUUUAAACGCAAGGAAUCAGGAUAACACAGAGGGUGAAACUAUUGACCCAGUACCGCUCUCUUGUGAAGGAGAAGAGAAAUACAACGCAGGUCCCAACAUUACCAACGUGAUACGCGAGCUAUCCAAAGAGGGAAAGAUAACAGGGCCGAUUACAAUCGACGAAAAUGGUCAACGCCAAUUCUUCAAGUUAAAGAUCAUAGACGUGAGACAAGAUGAGAGCGUGGAAAUAGGAUAUUGGGAUCCAGAAGGUCUUCACGCGGCCGACAACGAAAAGGAACGGGAGAGUUAUUUGUAUAAAUCUAUUGAACAGAAGAAAUUCAAGAUUAGCACUAAAUUAGGUCCACCGUACGUAAUGGAAGUGACAGACAGCGCGACUCGAGGAAUAUUAAUCGAACAAAAGCGUUACGAAGGCUUCUGCAUCGAUCUCAUCGAGGAGAUUGCCAAAUUGUUAAAUUUUAAAUAUGAGUUCGAGCUGGUGCCGGACGGUAAUUACGGCACGUUGAACAAGGAAACGAAACAAUGGAAUGGCCUGAUUAGACGUUUAUUGGAUCACGAUGCGGAUCUGGCUAUUUGCGAUCUGACAAUUACGUACGAGCGCGAGAGCGCGGUCGAUUUUACAAUGCCGUUCAUGAACCUAGGUAUCAGCAUUUUAUACAGGAAACCGGAGGAGAAGGAACCGGAUCUGUUCUCGUUUCUGUCGCCGUUGUCAACCGACGUCUGGAUUUACAUGGCGACCGCUUUCUUAGCAGUUUCGAUAAUGCUGUUUCUACAGGCCAGAAUGGCGCCAGGCGAAUGGGACAAUCCGCAUCCGUGCAACCCGGAUCCGGAGGAAUUGGAAAAUAAUUUCGACUUGAAAAACUCCAUGUGGCUCACCGUCGGCUCCCUCAUGCAACAGGGAUCCGAUAUACUUCCCAAAGCACCCUCCAUCCGAAUGGUGGCCGGUAUGUGGUGGUUUUUCACCCUGAUAAUGGUCUCCUCUUACACCGCCAACUUGGCCGCCUUCCUCACAGUUGACAAGAUGGACAAUCCGAUCAAAGGUGUCGAAGAUCUCGCUAAGCAGACAAAAAUCAAGUACGGGGCCGUGGCUGGUGGAUCCACGUCCACUUUCUUCAGGGAUUCCAAUUAUUCCACCUAUCAACGCAUGUGGGCUGCCAUGCAGGAAGCGAGGCCGAGCGUGUUCACCAAGAGCAACGACGAGGGUGUCGAUCGGGUGUUGAAGAAACGCGAUUACGCUUUCCUCAUGGAAUCCACCACGAUCGAGUACAGAAUGGAGAGGAACUGCGAUCUCGACAAGGUCGGAGGUCUGAUCGAUAACAAGGGAUACGGUAUCGCGUUGCCGCGAAAUUCACCGUAUAGAACGCCCAUAAGCAGGGCGAUACUGAUACUGCAAGAGAAAGGGGUUCUCCAAGAUCUGAAGAAGAAGUGGUGGGAGGAGCGAGGCGGUGGUUUGUGCUCGAAAACCGAAGUGGAGCCGACGUCGUCCAGCGAAUUAGGAUUGGCCAACGUCGGUGGUGUGUUCUUGGUCCUCCUGAUCGGAUGUUGCGGCUCGUUCAUCAUCGCCGUCUUUGAAUUCCUGUGGAAUGUACGAAAGGUCGCCGUGAAGGAGAAGGUUACACCAUGGGAGGCGCUGGUAGCAGAAUUGAAAUUCGCCGUGAAUAUUUGGGCGGAGACGAAACCCGUUAAAAUCUCUAAAAGCAGCGGCACGAGUUCGAUGGAGGAUGGGAUCGGUCGGGCUGCGUCCACGGCCCGCUCAAUCGUCGGCUCGUUCCUCCGCCUCGACAUCCUCGACAAAUUCGAUAAAGAUAACAGUACCAACAACCGCAAUAACGAUCGCAAGAUCAAUUAAAAUUCCAUCCACCAUUGUACUAUUACUACACCGAUUAACAUCGUUACGUUUAACAAAUUGGAAAUUGGGCGAGUUCACGCUUCCUCUUUUAGAUCAUUCGCCGAUUUUUUUCAAACGUCGAAGCACGAAACGCAGUAUAAUU